Molecule: messenger RNA, 4540 nt
Organism: Parasteatoda tepidariorum (common house spider)
Lineage: Eukaryota; Metazoa; Arthropoda; Arachnida; Araneae; Theridiidae
Biological process (GO): heterochromatin formation; negative regulation of DNA-templated transcription
Cellular component (GO): chromatin silencing complex
Molecular function (GO): chromatin binding; transcription cis-regulatory region binding
Source: RefSeq, a predicted model, not a curated record
AUUGAAUGUUUGAAUUGAAUAUUUUGCAGGAAAAUAUUUUUUACCAACCAGGUUCGUCCUCUCCUUCGUCGGCGACAGGAAGUGCGUGUCACAUUGAAGUAGCUACAUCUGCGUUUCAAUCUGUUCCCAAGUUUUCUGGCCAUUGCGUUUAUUUCUAUUUUUAUGCAUUCAGGGCAUAAACUUCUCAUCUCAUAUUAAUUUUCGCGUUUCUGUUUCUGAAUCGUCGACGGACGAAAAGUAGAAGUUAGAUGAGGGAGAACUCUGAGUAUACCAUAUAAUGAUUUAUUUACAUCCUCAAAUCAUUCCAUGAUUAAGCUAUUGAAAUAAUACUGGGUAACUUAGGUUGUAAAUUGGACAUGUAACUAAUAGAUCUCAUCACUGUAGCUGCAGCAGACUUAAUCAUGUCUGGAUCAAAAUCAUCAUCUCGCUCAGCUGCAGUGAAACGAGAUGGAAGUUUGCGCUAUGCCACUAGGCAUUUAGUUGCUGAAAAAGGGAAAAGAGGUAGUCACAAAGAGGUUAAUUCAUCAAAAUCAUGUGAUUGCUUAUUAAAAUCUGAAGGAAGCAAAAUUUCAAAACAUAUGUACAAUUCUAAGCUUCCUAUCAAGCGAGGAGCAAAUAAUCGUAUAAGUAACACGAGAGAUUCAAAAAGUAAAUCUGCAUCUUCUAACCAUCAGGAGAAAGUUGUUAUAGUUUCUAAACGCUCAUCCUCUGUUAGUGUGGUGAAAUCUUGCAAAUUACGCAAAUCAGUAUCAGUUAAGAAAGUUAGUUACUCCACCUCAGUUGUGUUAUCUUCAGAAGAAGAAGAUUCAGACAGUGAAGAUGAUGAAGAAGAGUCGGGGGAUGAAGAAAAAGAAGAAAGUUUAAGAAAAACCAGAACUGUUGUGAAGCAUACAACAUCUAAAGUGAAGUCAAGCUUUUCAAAUGUAAAGAAAUCUACCAAGAAAUCUGCGCAAAAAGCUAAAGCGAUUAAAUUGCUCUGUGAGAAAUUAUCUUCUGGUAAGCAUAAAGAUGAGUUUGCAAACCGUGAACUUCGCCCAAGAUUUCCCUAUAGCAUGUUACAAGACAUCCCAACUGCUAGAUCUCACAGAAUGGCAAGUUUAAAUGCUUUAGCCAAAGUUCAUGUUUUAUAUGAAAAUGAAGGUAGGACAGUUGGUGAAAGCCUGAAUGAUGCUGAUGAGACAACAUUAAUUGACUUUCUAAAUGAAAAUUCUGAUGAAGAGGAUGAUGAAGACGAAGAAGAUGAAGAGGACGAUGAGGAAGAAAUAAAAUUCAAUAAAAUGUUGAAGAAAGAGGCAAAGAUAUCAUCUAAUAAUCAUAAGGAGUCCAACAGUGAUAAAAAAUCAGAAAAAACAAAAGCUGUUGAGGCAAAGCAGAAGAACAGUAAAAAAACUAAACCAAAACCUAUUCAACGUAAGAAAAGAAAGAGAAAAGCUCCUGAUGUUGAAAUAAUAGAUACCAGAAUAUGUAAAAGAAUGGCUAGUUUAAAUGCACAAGCUAUCUUAGCUGCUAGCUAUCUUCAGGAACCAAAGCCCAAAAGAAUCUCCAAAAAAAGUGAUAAAUGUGAUAGUUCUUCAGAUACAGAAGAUAAAGAAGUAUUUCUUGAAUCCAAGUGUGACAUUGAAAUUAUAGAAACUGAAAACAAAGAUACAAGUGCUAUUAAAAUUAAAGAAACUAAAAACAACUCGGUGAAACAAAAACCUGAUCGAAAAUCCCUUACUUCAAAAGAUAAUUCUCUUGAGAGUGGGAAAUCGCCUGCAUACAAACCCUCAGAGUUUCCUAGUCGUUCCAAUUGGUCGAUUGAAUCAGAUGUUGCAUUAUCGGAGACACUUUCUUCAAAAUCAACUCCACUUUCUGUUAGCAACAAUACUGUUGUAUCAUCCACAUCAACUAAAGUUGGCUUAACCCAAUACACAGAAGUCACUAAAGUUCAAAUCAAAUCUCAUCAAGAUACUGAAAUCAAAGAAGAAAGUAAAUCAGAAAGAAAAAUAGAGCACAUUGUAUCAAAUGACGAUGUAGCAAUUACUCAAAUGUAUCAUUAUCAAUCUAAAAAUUCUAAUGAAAGUUAUUGCGUUCAAAUGCAGACAACUUAUAAGCCUGGAUCAAAAACCUUGACCCCACCUUCUCUUGGCAACCCUUUACACAAGCAUAUGAGUGAAUCAAUGAUGUCAAGUGGUCAAAAUUACUAUGGAAGACCUAGUCAUAGUCCAAUUAGUCCCUCUCAGUCAUAUCACAUGAAUCCUAAUAUUGGGCCUAUGUCACCUGUGAUGGGAAUGGAUCGAGUACCUCGACAGUAUGGUGGCAGUGCUUUUACUGUACCCCAUUAUCGUCAGUCACAGCAACCUCAAUAUUCUCAAAAUGAAUAUGGAUAUUAUCAACCUGCUGGUCCUUUGAUUCAGCCAGCACCUGACAACUGUACUAUUCACAAGCCUGUUCCAUAUCAUCCUCAACCAAAUCUUCAUCAACAACCACAGCGACCUCAGCCUCCCGCACCUCAUCGAAAUGCCUACCAAAACUUUCACUCUCAACCUCAUUCUAAUAACUCUUCAGUCAUGGGCCCUCACCACAUUCAAAGACAGAAGCAUAUCAUUCCUGCCUGUCCACCUCCAUUGGAGAUUCUUCCACCUCAACCUAAACACCCUCGGUAUUCUGUCUGUCGCCCAGGGGAAGAAGUUUCUCCACGAGGAUUCAGUAGCCAUUCAACUUAUGAAUCUUCAAAACACCCUCAAGCAUUGCAUUCAUCUUAUUCCUCUAGAGACAGUUAUUCUGGUUACGAUAAGCAAAAACCUUCUACAAACGCAUUUGUUAGAUAUUCUCAGCCUUAUGAACAAAAAGAUAAUCAUUCUAAAAACAAUUUUUCACGAAGUUUGGCAUUUAAUGCUCCUCAUCAGAAUGUCACAACCAGUUCAUCUUCACGGGAUUCUGCCCGUUUACACAGUAAUUUAAGUCAUUCUUCAACAGAAAUUCAUCAGCAUUCAUCGCCUCCUCAAGGAGCUAAUCAUUUCAAAAAUCUAAAUGAAAUGGUCAACUCUAGAGAGAGGUCAUGGGGUUUGAGAGAUAGCCGACCUAGAAUGCCUGCAUCCUCUUCAAACUUUGCAUCUUAUCAAGAAGAUGCUAGAAAAAAUUAUUCGGUUGACAGUCAUGAAAAUGCAUCAUAUCCAGUACGUCCCCCAUCAGUAAUAGAAAUUGUUGAUGAUGCACCACGUGAUACCAAGACUUACAUUCAACUAGAAGUUCCAAGAAACAGUCAUAGGGAAAAAAUUGUUGUCGUUGAUAUAGAGACUGAUGAUAUAGAACAAAAACCUUGUGAAUCAGUUAACAAAGAGGUCGUCUUGACUGCAGAUGAGACUAAUAAAAGUCUUCCAGAAAUUGAAGAUACGAGUAUAGUUAAAACCGAGAGUCAGGUAUCUGUGAGCCAAUCUCCUGCUGUCACUAUUGCUGAACAGAACAAAAAUAAAGAGUCCAAUGAAACUUCUGAUAUUACUAUUUUAGAAGUAAAAAAAAAGAAAGAAUCUGCUGUUGUUCGGAGAGCUAGACUUCAUGGGAAACAGAGGACUUUUAGAGACUGUUAUAAUAGACCACUUGCACCGUUGUUCAAAUCUAAAAAGUGUGACAUAUUAAACGUCACUGAGGAGCAUUUGGGUAAAAAAUUCCAACCUCUUGUGUCAUUGCCUCGUCUUGUGCUUCCAAAAAUUCCUGAUAAAAAGCCUAUUCAUGGUUGGUCGUGGGAAGGACCUAUGCAAGAAAAAUUAGUUUAUGUUUCAAAUGACAGCCAUCCUUGUUUGAGACCUUGUUAUCCUGCAAUUCGCCAUGUUGAGGGUGAUGUGAUAUGUGUUAGAGACAGUGUUUUUCUUAGAUCGGGUCCAAGAAAAACAGAUUUGCCAUUUGUUGCAAAAAUAACAGCGCUGUGGAAAAAUCCUGCUGAUGGUAAGUGGAAACAUCAUGGGGAAAUGAACAUGAGUCUUUUAUGGUAUUAUCGCCCUGAACACUCUGACACAGGGAAAAAAGUCACUUAUGCUGAAGAUGAAAUAUUUGCCUCUAAACACAGAGACACCAAUAGUGUUGCUUGUAUUGAAGAUAAAUGUUAUGUUCUAACUUAUUCAGAAUACUGCAGGUACAAAAAAAGAUGUAGGUUGUUAGAGGAUGUAACCAAUGUGCCAGUUUGUGUAGUACCAGAGGGUGAAGAAUCCCUUAGGAUGAAAAAUCUACCUCCAAAUAAUGUUUCACCUGACCUGGUAUUAUUUUGUAGAAGAGUUUAUGAUUACAGGCAAAAAAGACUACUGAAGAAUCCAGUCUAAAAUAUUCAUAACUGUGUGAUGCUGCUUUUUAAACCUUUUAUUAUGGACCAGCUAAUUAUAUUAAAGGAAAAAGAAUUAUGCAAUUGUUUUAAUGGAAGCUCUGUUUCCUAACUUUUGCAUCUGUGUUUGGAAACAGUUUUAUUUAAUAAGAUGUGUACAUAACAUUAUUUAUAUUAUAAUACUGAGCACUGUAAAAACAACUUUAUGGUCAUUGGUAUUAUUAAAUGAAAUUUUCAUUGAGCUUA